Saprolegnia diclina VS20 is the source of this 630-nucleotide messenger RNA. RefSeq lists its product as hypothetical. Gene Ontology annotation, molecular function: calcium ion binding. The record is from RefSeq and is a predicted model, not a curated record. The transcript has 3 exons. NCBI's taxonomy places the organism in Eukaryota, Oomycota, Saprolegniomycetes, Saprolegniales, Saprolegniaceae. The coding region runs from base 1 to 630 and encodes 209 amino acids.
AUGCCCCAAGUGGCGCCUCAUGGCACGCCACGCCGUCUUGGCGGCCCUCUGAGUGACGAGACGGUCCGUGUUUUUAAUAUCCUCGCGACAGCGCCGCUCCGUCAGAAGCUCCAACGGCUCGAAUCUGACGCCCCCUCGCAGGCGACGAGCCUCGACACCGAUGACGAGACAAAGCGCCAAGAGGAGGUCGACCGCCUUCGAGGCGAGCUUGUCGCGAUGGCUGUGACCCCCUCUGCGUCGAUUUCGACAACAGGGCUUGCAAUCGUGUGCAAAGAGCUGCAGCUGGCCUUGACCAAAGCAGAACUCGAGCGCGUGAUCUGGGAGGUCGACGAAGACAUGGACGGACGCAUCUCGUUUGCCGAGUUUACUGCCAUGCUCGAUCGCUACAGUCGGGACAAGCACGGGCCUGAACCGUGCCAAAUGAUUCCGCUGGUCGAGUUUCUCGCUUGCGAUUCAAGCGCAACGACCCACCGCGUCUCGCUCGACGAGCUCUGCACGCGCCGUCUUCGGCAAAGUGCAAAUAUGGACGUGGAGAAGCGACUCAAGUCGAUGGACCACCAUGGCGACAAUUCGAUCUCGCUCCAGACAUACUGGGAUGCCAUGAACGCAGACGUGCCCAAGCUCGCAUAG